Hemiscyllium ocellatum (epaulette shark) is the source of this 1025-nucleotide messenger RNA. RefSeq names its product glutathione S-transferase theta-3-like. Gene Ontology annotation, biological process: glutathione metabolic process. The transcript has 5 exons. Bases 123 to 857 code for a protein of 244 amino acids. Lineage: Eukaryota; Metazoa; Chordata; Chondrichthyes; Orectolobiformes; Hemiscylliidae. The record is from RefSeq and is a predicted model, not a curated record. Gene Ontology annotation, molecular function: glutathione transferase activity. Gene Ontology annotation, cellular component: cytoplasm.
CUCGGUGUGUGUGGGCGGUGCUGAGCUGGUGCUGGGUGGGUUAGUCCCGGGUGGACAGGGUGAACGGACUGGGCUCCCUUGGUCAGAGUGAGAGCAGGCUGUGUCCCACAUUCCCCACUGGCAUGGCCCUCCAACUUUACGCUGACCUGGCCUCUCAGCCCUGUCGCUCCGUCUACCUGUUCAUCAGGAUCAAUAACAUUCCCUUUGAAUUGAAGGAGGUGCGGCUGAUUGCAGGAGAACAACAUUCGGAGGAGUUUCGGAAAGUGAAUCCCCUGGGAAAGGUGCCGGUGAUAAAGGAUGGAGAGUUCACCCUGUGCGAGAGUGUGGCGAUUCUCACAUACCUGGCAUGUAAAUACAAGACCCCUGACCACUGGUACCCAGCGGAGCUCCAGAGGCGUGCCCGAGUGGAUGAGUAUCUGGCCUGGCAGCACACAGCUCUGAGACCAUUACCUGGGAAAAUCUUCAUGAUGAAGGGUUUAUUCCCAGUCAUGAUGGGGGCACCAUGUCCUGAAGACAAGAUGACAGAGGUCAAGGUUGAACUGGCCCAAGCCCUGAAGAGUUUCCAAGAGAAGUUCCUUCAGGAGAGGCCGUACAUUGCUGGCUCGGAGAUCUCCCUGGCUGACCUGGUGGCCAUUGUUGAUCUUGCGCAGCCCCUCGGUGUUGGCUAUGACCCAUUGGAAGGUUUGCCCGCGCUCACUGCUUGGCGUGAUCGGGUGAAGACGGCAGUCGGCAGAGAUUUAUUCGACAAGACCCACGAAGGAGUCCUCACAGCCCUGGAUACGCUCAAGUCUCUGUCCCAGAGCCAGCCUGAAACCCUGGCAGCUUUAAAAACCAACUUCAUGAAGUACUUCAAGUAAAAUGGCAAAGAGUUCACGACACAGACCCCAACUCCCCCUCCCCUCCCCCCUCACAGUGCAGUAAAACGACUGAUUCCACCUCCAUCCUUCUCAUCCUGUCCAGCCUCAUCAAUCUGCUCUCAUCCUAUGGAGAAUAGAGAAUAAAGAUCCAACUAAAGCUGGCCAUCA